CGCAGACUCUGACCCGCACGGCCCGCGGCGCAGUGCUCGCCGCUGCCGGAGCCAUGGACCCGCCGGCCAAGCUGCUGCAGGACCCCAGGUUCCCCCUGGAGUUGGUCCAGCUGUUGAUCUAUAAUUACAGCGUCCCAGUGGCCUGCUUCUCCCAGCCACCAACCGCAUUGCAGUGGUUCCACCAGCAGAACGCGGUGGAGCUUGGCAUCACCUGCAUGGUGACGCUCCUCACCCUGCUCUCCGUCGCCAUCUUUGUGGAAGAUGCCCUGUAUCUCUGCAGGAAGGUCCGCUGCUUCGUCAAAAUGAAGACCCUCAUCUGGAGCAGCUCCUGCCCCACCGUCGUCUCGGUGUUCUGCCUGACUGGGCUCUGGGUCCCUCGCGCCAUGGCCUUGGUGGAGAUGGCCAUCGCCACGUACUUCGGCGUCUGCUUCUACCUGAUGCUGCUGGUGCUGGUGCAAGGCUUUGGGGGGGUGGCGGCCGUGCUGAAGGCCCUCCAGGACACCCCCAUGGUGAUCAGCACUGGGCCGUGCUGCUGCUGCUGCCCCUGCUGCCCCCGCGUGGCCAUGACCAAGCGCACCAUGACGCUGAUGCUGCUGGGCAGCUUCCAGUACACCUUCCUCAGGGUGGCCUUCUCCUUCUUCGGGCUGGUCUUGGCCACUGAGGGCCUGUACAACACGGCGGAUAUUUCAGCCACAAGCCCGGCGCUUUGGAUGAACUCCUUCCUUGGCGUGUCCACCAUUUUUGCCCUCUGGGCCCUGGCAGUCCUCUUCCGGCAAGCCAGGACACACCUGGCCAAACAGAACGCAGGGGGCAAGUUCGCUUGCUUUCAGGCUCUGCUCAUCCUGACAGCGCUGCAGCCGUCCAUCUUCAGCAUCUUGGGCAACGGUGGGCAGAUCGCCUGUUCGCCGCCGCUCUCCUCGAGAGCAAGGUCCCAGCAGAUGCACGCACAGCUGCUGAUCCUGGAGACCUUCAUCAUGACUGUGCUGACCCGGAUGUACUACAGGAAGCAGGACGACGCGCCCGGCUGCUGUCUGGAGGGGCUUCCGGGGGACCCGACGAAGACCGCCAGUGCCUAAGUGGAGCGCGGCAGCGGCGCCGGAGGCCUUCUGCAUCCAGGGCCGCACGAGAGGCCCAGGCCCCUUGCCCUGCGACCCCGCGCUAAGGGCGGCAGCGCCCCUUCCCCAGAAGGCCUUCCCAGCUCGCUGGAGGGGCGGGCAGGGCGGGAGUUGCUUUCUGGCAGGUGUGCAACACGCGCGUGCUGGGUUGCCCCGGGCUUCGCACGAUGGCUGCAAGAUGACAGACACGCGUACACCUGAAAUGCUGAAGGUUUCACAGCAGAGGCAGGCGACGUGAUGCUCUCAGAUGGGUUGGGCUGUGCCUCCUGUAAGUCCUGGCCACUGGUCAGCCUGGCUGGGGCUGACGGGGGUUGUAGUCCAAAGCAUCUGGAUGGACCAGAUGGCCUCCCCUGGCCUUCUAGGCUGUGGGUGUCACUGGAGUGAGAAAACGCUUGGCCAAAUGUCUCAGCCGCCACUGGGCAGGCUGGCGGCUUGUGUGAUUUUGAUGCUCAGAAAGGACCUUUAAUGCAUAAAUAAAUUGUAUAAAUCAGAA
Messenger RNA from Varanus komodoensis (Komodo dragon), 1608 nucleotides. RefSeq names its product solute carrier family 51 subunit alpha (gene SLC51A). The coding region runs from base 54 to 1076 and encodes 340 amino acids. Gene Ontology annotation, biological process: bile acid and bile salt transport. Gene Ontology annotation, cellular component: plasma membrane; endoplasmic reticulum membrane. The record is from RefSeq and is a predicted model, not a curated record. Lineage: Eukaryota; Metazoa; Chordata; Lepidosauria; Squamata; Varanidae. The transcript is spliced from 9 exons. Gene Ontology annotation, molecular function: transporter activity.